AUGACGUUGGGGUUAGGGUUUGAAGAAGACAUAUGGAAUGAUGAACCGAACGGAGAAGAAGAUGAGGUAGUGGACGACACAAAGGAUAAUGGUGAAGAGGAGGAAGAAAAAGAAAUGGAGAAAGGUAGUAGAAUUUUAUUUGAGCCCUCCAUCAAUGGCUUAAAAAAAUCUCUGUCUGAUAAGAGCGAGAUGAUAGCGAUGCAGGAGACUGUGGGGGAUGAUGAGAAGGUGAAUGAUGGGACUGAUGGGAAAGACGAUGUAAUGGAGGACAAUGAGAAGGUGGAGGAUGAAAGAAAAGACAACGAUGAGAAGGUAGAUGAUGAUGAGAAGGUGGAGGAUGAACGAAAAGACAACGAUGCGAAGGUGGAGGACGUAAAGAUAGAGGUUGAGGCUAAAUUGGAGGACGGUGAGAAGCUGGAUGGUGUGGCUAGGGUGGAUGAUGUGGAGGUUGAUCUGAAACUGAAGGAUUUGAAAGUGAAGGUGAAGGAUGAGAAGACUGUGGGGGAUGUGAAGGCAAAUGAUGACAAUGAUGACAAUGACGAUUUCCAGUUAUACAAUACUCCUCCUAAAGGAAAUUAUGGGAGGAGAGUGAGGAAGCCGAAAAAAGAUGACUCGUACACCAACCCUUCCUUGUCAAAAAUGCCCAAGACAAAGGAUCCUAUGAAAGUGAAUCACCUUCAAAAAUUUGAUGAUGAGCUACUUCAUAAAGUUAAGGCGUGGUUGGAUGAUCCAAAAACCGAUAAUUCGACAACGGAUUUACAUACGGUUCAAGCAAAGAAGGAAGUAAAAGUUGGAAGAAGAUCCAUGUUUUCCUGUAUAGCGAACGGUGUUGAUAUUGAAACUAUUCUCGAAGGUAAGGAGAAAGGUGUUGAUGGCGCUGCUUUCACCAAGAAAAAGGCUAAUUAA
Impatiens glandulifera is the source of this 906-nucleotide messenger RNA. Its product is annotated as serine/threonine-protein phosphatase 4 regulatory subunit 2-like. NCBI's taxonomy places the organism in Eukaryota, Viridiplantae, Streptophyta, Magnoliopsida, Ericales, Balsaminaceae. The transcript is spliced from 5 exons. The coding region runs from base 1 to 906 and encodes 301 amino acids. The record is from RefSeq and is a predicted model, not a curated record.